CAAUUUUCUAUCGCUGUCGUUCAUUACCAUCAUCGUCCUUCAUUAUUAUUGACAGGGCGUAUUUAACUAAGUCGUAAAGACUGUAAUCCGGGCGCAAUGACCCUUGGAUUCUGACCGUCUCUGUUUUCUGCCAUUCUGCUCGUUCCCCCGCUCUUUCGUUCGCUUCGACAUCUUCGCAAACGCCGAUAUACCCUACCUCCUUUGUCCUGACUAAGGUACACAUCCGUCUGCGAGUUCGCAGUCCGAUCUCCGUACAUAAUGGGCUUCGGCGACUUUGAUUUCAUAUGCCGCAAGGCAUCCAUCCCAAUAUGCUCUUUGGUCGGUCCUCCGUCCACCAUGAGAAGCAGCGGCCGGGGCUUUCUAGCCAACUGCUAUGCCAGGAAUAUUGAAGUCGCAAAUACAAUCAUUUUUCAAGGAGCCACCGACGUUGCGCAUAUUGCUGCUUUAGCAAUGACAGUGAUCAUGGUAAUCCAUGUCCGGUCUAAAUUUACGGCUGUGGGUCGAAAGGAAAUUAUCACGUUCUUCUACCUUUACAUGGCUUUGACGAUGUUUUCACUUGUCCUUGAUUCCGGCGCUGUUCCCCCUGGAAAUGUCGUCUUCGCCUACUUUGCCGCCGUGCAAAACGGUUUAACAUCCGCCCUCUGUACUUGCUUACUCAUCAAUGGGUUUGUGGGAUUUCAGCUCUAUGAGGAUGGGACGACGCUAUCAGUCUGGCUUCUUCGACUAGCGUCGCUGGGAAUGUUCGUUAUUUCGUUCGCCAUCUCCCUCCUAACCUUCAAGGGAUGGGCUGGUCUGUCACCGACCAGUACCGCCGGACUCUUCGUGGUCUUGUAUAUUGUGAAUGCAAUUUGCCUGAUCAUCUAUAUAGUGAUGCAAGUUAUUCUUGUCGUGAAUACUUUACAUGAUCGAUGGCCUCUGGGCCACAUCGCCUUUGGCACAUUCUUUUUCAUCAUCGGGCAGGUGGUUUUAUAUGUCUUCAGCGAAACCAUUUGUGAAAACGUUCAACACUACCUGGAUGGCCUUUUCUUUGCAGCUAUUUGUAAUCUUCUAGCAGUUAUGAUGGUGUACAAGUAUUGGGAUUCCAUCACGAAAGAAGAUCUUGAAUUCUCCGUCGGUGUCAAGCAGAAUAACUGGGAGGUCAAAGAACUUCUAGAGGAUGAGCGACGGGGUACCGUUUAUCAUGACACCAACUCUGAAUACGCAAGCAGCUUGUAUCAUUAUCGAAACUCUACUUACGGAAGUGGUCCAACAAAUUACUAAAGCCAUCGAAUUGAAAAUAAACAGUAUAUUGUCAUAUUCUCAUUCUAUAUAUGUCUUCACAUCGCUUUAGCUCCCUUACUCUAGAAGGGUUCCUUACAUCUCCGUUCAACAUGGCCGUUCUAAUUUAAUUUUCCUACAUGUUUUCUAAUUCAACGACCUUUCAAUGCUUUGGUGUUCUAUUUGGGUUACAGUUGGCUACCGCUUACGUUUCUUAUUUCCCCAAAACCUUCAGGUGGACUAAAGUUGUUUGAACUUAUGCAUACUUCCCCUUUCGAGUCCUUUUUUUUAAACUCUCAUUCCCAUGUCCUUUCAUAUAUUAGCGAGGCAUGUCAUCGAUAUAUUUAAUAAUGUAUUGUUCUCUUUGAUAUUUUAUUAUUCAUGCCUAAUAGAUAUUAAUGCCACACCGCGCUCCGUUUGCAAAAGCUGCCUUUUUCUUUUCUGUUCUUAACGGUUCGCUCUUGUUAGUUCGCUCCUGUUGCAUGCUCAUUGAAAUGAAAUACGUUGCUGAAUUCACAUUAUAUACUCUCCAGUCAUAUUUCUUCAAAAUUAUACAAAUACGAUGGUGGAGCAAUUUCCCAGGUGUUGAGAUUUAUCGAGUCUUAUAUAUCAUGAUCAGAUUUGGACUACAUGGCGCAUUUCAGGAGAGAUCGAAUGGAAUCAGGAGAAAUCUCGUUUUCCGUUGAGAUGAAGUGAAAGAAUUAGAGCCCCUUUCCAUAAGACAUAUCACGGCUUUAAAGAUCAAUACGAAUUUAUCGGAAAAAAAAAAAAAAAAAAAAAAA
Molecule: messenger RNA, 2039 nt
Organism: Histoplasma capsulatum G186AR
Lineage: Eukaryota; Fungi; Ascomycota; Eurotiomycetes; Onygenales; Ajellomycetaceae
Product: chitin synthase
Exons: 3
Coding region: 259-1260 (333 amino acids)
Biological process (GO): protein folding
Cellular component (GO): endoplasmic reticulum membrane
Source: RefSeq, a predicted model, not a curated record